Phaedon cochleariae (mustard beetle) is the source of this 723-nucleotide messenger RNA. The record is from the annotation of a GenBank genome assembly. NCBI's taxonomy places the organism in Eukaryota, Metazoa, Arthropoda, Insecta, Coleoptera, Chrysomelidae.
AUGAAGAGAUUGGCGGAGGCCGUCCAUCAACCUCACAAGACUCUGAUUCAGACAGGAAUCACUCCCAAGAACAAAACGGGACGACGAAAAAAAUACCUAAUUCACGUAAGAAACGACGUGCUGAAGGACAAUGGAAGUUUCUUCGUGCCAAAGAAAGACAGAUGUGAACUGUGUGUAGCUUAUGAAAAUGCGGAUAUUGCAGAUAAAGCUAAACUUGAGGAAAAAUAUGAUGAACAUCUAAUUGAGAAGAUUUUAUCUAGGAAAGAAAAAAAGGAAGGCAAGGAAGCUCUUAAGACAAACAAAAACCUGAUUGUGGCUGUAUACGAUUUACAGGCGGUUUUGCAGUUACCCCGUGGCGAUGUCUCUGUUUUUUACUAUAGGAGUAAACUGAAUAACAUGAAUUUCACAGUAAGCAAAUUGAAAACAGAAGAAAGAGGACAAAAAAGGGAUCACCUAACAGCAAGUAAUAGCAAUAAUGAUGAACCUAUUGUAAAUCUUAGUACAACCAAGUGUUAUUUUUGGCACGAGGGCGUGGGCAAUAGAGGUGCCGAUGAAAUCGGUAGCUGCUCGUUUGAAUUCAUUGAAAAAGAAUUACAAAGUCAUACAAGCAACGAGCCCAUUGAUUCAAUUUUCUACUCGGACAACUGUUGUGGGCAGAAUAAAAAUAAGUACAUUGUCGAAAUGUUCAUGUAUGCAGUAAUAAAACACGACAAACUGAAUUAG